GGAAAAAUGGUAAAACUACGAUCGGGAACAAAAACCAAAGAAGGUGGUCAGUUAUCCGAAGAUAUCAGUGACACAGAGAUACUCAAUGAAGAGGAAAGUAAUGGCAGUUCUACACAUAUCAAGGAUGAUGCAAAGCGUAAGGACUCAUCCAGGGUACAGACUGUUAUGUUCAUUAGUCUGCUUCUAGAUCUUUUAGGAUUCACUGUCAUUCUUCCACUUUUCCCUGCCCUGCUAGAUUUCUACUCCAAGAAUGACUCAAGUGGAUUAUAUGGAAAGUUAGUUUCCUGGGUAUCUGCUUUCCAGAAUGUGAUUGGAGUUCCAACAAAAUUUCAUUCAGUUUUGUUUGGUGGUCUUUUGGGGUCAUUAUUUUCAUUGCUUCAGUUCCUGUCAUCACCCAUAACUGGGGCUCUAUCUGAUGUGUAUGGACGAAAUAAGCCCAUAUUUUUUCUUUUGCAGGUGGGAAUAGCAUUAUCUUAUGCUAUGUGGGCCAUGGCUUCCAGUUUCCCACUAUUUAUUAUGGCAAGAAUCAUAGGAGGUACAACAAAAGGGAAUGUAUCUCUUGCAUAUUCCAUCAUGACUGACAUACUGGAUGAAAAAACACGAUCUCGAGGAAUGGCACUCAUAGGUGUAGCAUUUAGCAUUGGAUUUACAAUUGGUCCAGCCAUAGGAGCAGCAUUUUCUCGUUGGGGAAGCAGUGGCUGGUUUAUGAUAUCAGCAAUAUAUGCACUUGUGCUGGCUAUCUUGAACAUAUUUUAUUUUGCAAUCUUUUUUGAGGAGAGUUUGCCAGAGUCGAAGAGAAGAAAAUCCAUUGGAACUGGAUUGUCAGAGUCACUGGAUUUGAUCAACCCUAGUUCCUUGUUUUCAUUUAAAGCUGUCAAGGGACUGGAAAAGAAAGAUCGAGAAAGGCUAACUCAACUUGGAUGGGUGUACUUCCUUUACCUCUUUUUGUACUCUGGUUUAGAGUUUACUAUGACUUUUGUGACACACCACAAGCACAAUUAUACUUCAAUGGACCAAGGCCGAAUGUUUUCAUACUUGGGCGUAGUUAUGGCCUUGAUGCAAGGCGGAUAUGUUCGACGGGUCAAGGAUGGGAACGAGAAGAGUAUGAGCAUAAAGGGCCUUAUGAUGAUGGUUCCUGCAUUUAUUUUGGUUGGGGCAAGUGAGACGAAUAUAGGCCUUUAUACAGGCUUGACAUUAUAUGCUCUAGGUUCAUCCAUGAUGGUACCUUGCCUUACUGCAUUAGCUUCAUGCCAUGGCUCAGAAUCACAGAAAGGUACCUUACUGGGAAUCUGGAGGUCUUUGGGUGCUCUUGCCAGAGUUAUUGGACCAGUUGUUACAUCCGUUGGGUUUUGGUGUUUGGGUGCAGAGAUGUGCUAUAUUUUUGGCGGAAUACUUAUGAUUGCACCACUGGUGGUGUUACACUCUUACUAAGCUUCCAUAUUGCAUGUGUCCAGUAUGGUAGUAAAUUUUGUCUUUCAGUGGACAAUACAGACCAAUCUGAAGCACAGUUACUUAACCUAAUCACUCUGUGACUAUUUGUGAUACUUUUUAAAUUAUGAAAGUUGUAGAUUUAUAAUAAUAAACAUCAUUUAUAUUUA
Molecule: messenger RNA, 1598 nt
Organism: Macrobrachium nipponense
Lineage: Eukaryota; Metazoa; Arthropoda; Malacostraca; Decapoda; Palaemonidae
Gene: rtet
Product: major facilitator superfamily domain-containing protein 10-like
Exons: 10
Coding region: 7-1431 (474 amino acids)
Biological process (GO): transmembrane transport
Cellular component (GO): brush border membrane
Molecular function (GO): transmembrane transporter activity
Source: RefSeq, a predicted model, not a curated record